AUGGCCCUGGGGGGGGACCUGGGGGACCCUGAGGCCAGCGCCAUCCCCGCACCCUUCACGCUGCUGGCCCCGAGCUGCAGAAUUCGGGAAAUUCAGGAAAAUGCCGAGUGCGGGGCGGCGCUGAGAGCGAUGGCUCAGGACAACGCCGCCUUCUGCGGGGUGCCCGAGGGGGGGCCCAGCGAGGCCAAGGCCCCCCCCGCCCCCCCCCGGCGCCGGGGGGCCGGGGCCCGCAAGCGGCAGCGCUACGUGGAGAAGGACGGCAAGUGCAACGUGCAGCACGGGAACGUGCGCGAGACCUACCGCUACCUCACCGACAUCUUCACCACCCUGGUGGACCUCAAGUGGCGCUUCAGCCUCCUCGUCUUCAUCCUGGCCUACGCCGUCACCUGGCUCUUCUUCGGCCUCAUCUGGUGGUUCAUCGCCUACUGCCGCGGCGACCUGGACCACCUGGAGGACCACGCCUGGACGCCCUGCGUCAACAACCUCAACGGCUUCGUCUCCGCCUUCCUCUUCUCCAUCGAGACGGAGACCACCAUCGGCUACGGCCACCGCGUCAUCACCGACAAGUGUCCCGAGGGCAUCGUGCUGCUGCUGCUCCAGGCCAUCCUGGGCUCCAUGGUCAACGCCUUCAUGGUGGGCUGCAUGUUUGUGAAGAUCUCGCAGCCCAACAAGCGCGCCGAGACCUUGGUCUUCUCCUCGCACGCCGUGGUGUCGCUGCGGGACGACCGCCUCUGCCUGAUGUUUCGCGUGGGCGACCUGCGGGACUCGCACAUCGUGGAGGCCUCCAUCCGCGCCAAGCUCAUCAAGUCCAAGCAGACGCAGGAGGGCGAGUUCAUCCCCCUGGACCAGACCGACCUGAGCGUGGGCUUCGAGACGGGCGACGACCGCCUCUUCCUCGUCUCGCCCCUCAUCAUCAGCCACGAGAUCGACGAGCGCAGCCCCUUCUGGGACGUCUCGCGGCACCAGCUGGAGAAGGACGAUUUUGAGAUCGUCGUCAUCCUCGAGGGCAUGGUGGAGGCCACAGGGAUGACGUGCCAGGCGCGCAGCUCCUACCUGGCGGACGAGGUGCUGUGGGGCCACCGCUUCUCGCCGGUGCUGAGCCUGGCCGAGGGCUGCUACGAGGUGGACUACGGGGGCUUCCACCACACCGUGCCCGUGCCCACGCCGGCCUGCAGCGCCCGGCAGCUGGCGGCGGCGGCCGCCCGCCGCGACGCCCACCUCUACUGGUCCAUCCCCAGCCGCCUGGACCAGCCGCUGGAGGAGGCGGCGGUGGCGGAGGCCGGGGCCGGGGGGGAGCCGGGACCCCCCCCGGAACACAACGGCACCCUGGCCAGCCCCGAGGGGUUGUGA
This is a messenger RNA of Cygnus atratus (black swan), 1350 nucleotides long. It is a transcript of the gene KCNJ9, whose product is annotated as potassium inwardly rectifying channel subfamily J member 9. NCBI's taxonomy places the organism in Eukaryota, Metazoa, Chordata, Aves, Anseriformes, Anatidae. Gene Ontology annotation, cellular component: plasma membrane. Gene Ontology annotation, biological process: regulation of monoatomic ion transmembrane transport; potassium ion import across plasma membrane. The record is from RefSeq and is a predicted model, not a curated record. Gene Ontology annotation, molecular function: G-protein activated inward rectifier potassium channel activity. The transcript is spliced from 3 exons. Bases 1 to 1350 code for a protein of 449 amino acids.